Volvox carteri f. nagariensis is the source of this 1674-nucleotide messenger RNA. RefSeq lists its product as uncharacterized. NCBI's taxonomy places the organism in Eukaryota, Viridiplantae, Chlorophyta, Chlorophyceae, Chlamydomonadales, Volvocaceae. The transcript has 5 exons. Gene Ontology annotation, biological process: DNA integration; DNA recombination. The coding region runs from base 1 to 1674 and encodes 557 amino acids. Gene Ontology annotation, molecular function: DNA binding. The record is from RefSeq and is a predicted model, not a curated record.
AUGUCAGCGUUGAACAACGAGCAAGUGCAGCAAAGGCAAGGUACGGCCGCCCAAGAUGGCGCCAAUUUAGUGAUCAACGCCACCACCGGCUUUGCGGGUCCCUCCACCAGCGAGGCUGGUGGCAUCACUUUCCCACCACUCCCCAACCGAACUUCUCCACCGGCCGGCAGCCCCGCCACUGGAGCGGCGGUGGUUACCACCGCCAUCCAGCAGAACAUAACUCCAUUGCAGCAACAGAUGGCAGAGCAGAGCCAGCUUUUGGCCUCCAUGGCCAAGGUAAUAACAGCGGGUCAAAAUCCGGCAGCCACUGUGCUGUCGCCAGCCCAGGCCGCGGCGGCAUCGGUCGCACCCGACAAGGCUAAAAGGAGCAAAGAGAAAAGGAAGAAGAAGGAAGAAAGCUCCAGCUCGAGUUCAUCAUCAAGCAGCGACGACGAAGCUCCGGAGAGAUUGCGGCGCCUGGUGGACCGAAUCGAGGCCCAACAGCCCACUGACCCGUCGGGCUUCCGCAAGCAAAUUUUCCAUGGUUUUGCCACGCAGGGCAAACUGGCUUUAGCAUUGCUGGCAGAGGAUCCGCCGAAUGUCAAGGGCGCCACUAAGGUUCUCAAGCCUUUGAUUCGCCGUGCGGAGGUCGGCAUGGCGGUCACUAACACCUUGGCGGCCGAGCCGCGCAUUGGCCUCGCUGCCGCCGACAUCUGCUUCAGCAUUUUGUGUAAUGAGGACAAGUUCCGGGACAAGACAAAACCCCGGAAAUUGGUAGACGGCGUCAAGGACCAAGCGCUAAAGCGCGCUGCCAGCCGCUCAGGCCCCAUCGCUGUGCGCCUGUGUGCGCGUCAUGACUUUGGUUGUCAAGCUGCCUUUGGUCGUGGACAAGGCCUUGGUCUUCUUUGGAGAAUUAUGGAGCGUGCUCGCGCUUGUCUUUCGUGGCCCGUCCUUCACGUCUAUGAGUUUUUUGCAGUCGCUUUCAAGGUCGGCGUAGGCCAUCUAUCAAGAGAGUUCCCCCAUGUUCGUUUUCGGGACGGAGGCCUUUUCCUGCUGGUGUUAACAGGCGGUUGGGCAGUCGGUCUUACCGAGCGUUUGCUGGAGCUAGGUGGCUACCGCAGACAGCCAGUAUCAGUAGAUGAAGAUGUAGGACCGCUCCUCCGACCGGUUCAAUGGACACAACGUGGCGGGUACCUCUCGGGUCCUCUGACCGGUACACGAGAAGCUCCAGUGCAUUCGCUGUCCUACGCGGCUUUCCGCACACGACUGCUAAAAAUGGUACCCUUGGCUGGCAUCAAGAGAAACAUUACGGCACACUCCAUGCGUAUAGGCGGGAACAGCACGGCAGCGGACCGUGGAGUGCCGGCGGAACUGCGCAAGGCUCACGGCCGUUGGCGCACGGACGCCAUGGUACAGCACUACACGCGGCGCGACACUGCAGCCAAACUCGAAGUCUCCCGCCGCCUAGGCCUCGCCGUUUCAGGCACCUCCGCACCGGGCUCGGCUAGCGGCGGACAGCCAGCAUGUUCGAGUCGACAUAGCCAUGAGAAUAUGGUUAAGGGAGACAGGAGCACAGAACUAACGGUUCGGAAGACCAUGACCACGCAUGGUAUGCAGUGUACCAACGAUGCGCGUGACAGACUCGUCCAGAACCACUGCGGUAGAAGCCGUGGACUUGGCAGUUCAGCAUGCUAA